This is a messenger RNA of Rattus rattus (black rat), 2381 nucleotides long. It is a transcript of the gene Kcnk15, whose product is annotated as potassium two pore domain channel subfamily K member 15. Lineage: Eukaryota; Metazoa; Chordata; Mammalia; Rodentia; Muridae. Gene Ontology annotation, molecular function: potassium ion leak channel activity. Gene Ontology annotation, cellular component: membrane. Bases 75 to 1031 code for a protein of 318 amino acids. The record is from RefSeq and is a predicted model, not a curated record. The transcript is spliced from 2 exons. Gene Ontology annotation, biological process: potassium ion transmembrane transport; stabilization of membrane potential.
CGCGGGGCGCGGCGGGGACGGAGCGGGCGCCGUCGGGGCGCACUGAAACCCGCACUCGGAGCGGAGGAGCCGCGAUGAGGAAGCAGAGCGCGCGCACGGCGGCGCUCAUCCUGUGCAUCCUGUCCUACCUGCUGGUGGGCGCCGCGGUCUUCGAUGCGCUGGAGUCCGAGGCGGAGCGCAGCCGGCAGCGACUGCUGGCUCGGAAGCGAGGCGAGUUCCGCAGAAAGUACCGCUUCUCCGCCGACGACUACCGCGAGUUGGAGCGCCUGGCGCUGCAGGCCGAGCCGCACCGCGCCGGCCGCCAGUGGCGCUUCGCGGGCUCUUUCUACUUCGCCAUCACGGUCAUCACCACCAUCGGGUAUGGCCAUGCUGCUCCAGGCACCGACUCGGGCAAAGUGUUCUGCAUGUUCUAUGCCCUCCUGGGCAUCCCCCUGACUCUGGUCACCUUCCAGAGCCUGGGCGAGCGGCUGAACGCGCUGGUACGGUGUCUGCUGCUGGCAGCCAAGCGCUGCCUGGGCCUGCGGCGGCCACACGUGUCUGCUGAGAACAUGGUGGUGGCUGGGUUGCUGCUGUGCGCUGCCACCCUGGCCCUGGGCGCCGCUGCCUUCGCGCACUUCGAGGGCUGGACCUUCUUCCACGCCUACUACUACUGCUUCAUCACCCUCACCACCAUCGGCUUCGGAGACUUCGUGGCGUUGCAGAGAGACGAGGCGCUGCAGAAGAAGCCGCCCUACGUAGCCUUCAGCUUCCUCUACAUCCUGCUGGGGCUCACAGUCAUUGGUGCUUUCCUCAAUCUGGUGGUCCUGCGAUUCCUUGCCAGCGCUGACGCCCCGGAGCGCGCAGCUCUCCGCCGUGCUAGCGUGUUCCGCAGGGGGGCGCCCGAGAGCCGCGUCCGCAUCCCUUACCCCUUUCAUCCGCUGGAGACCUGGGCCCGUGACAACCCGGCCUUCUCACCCCCUUUGAGCCCAGAAGCCGUGCAUCAUUGCCACAGCAGCCCGGACAGACUCCGGGCCCGGAGGAAGUCCAUCUGACAGUCUUCUCCCACUCGGGGCCAGGUCUGGCCAAUGUCUAGCUCUGCCUGUUAGCAAACCCACCCUUCUUUCUGGCUUGGAGGGGGUUGAGGUUCCCGUUACCAUCUGUGGAUCAUCCCUUCUAGAUAUACAUGAAAGCUGCACUAACGGCACAAGCCGACUCCACAGCCACCUGGAGGUACACUGUUCAGUCUAAACUUGUAGGAAAAUGUGGCCAUCAGCCCCUAGGAGGGGUGAUGCCUAUCUGGUCCUUCAGAGGAUGACAAAUGGCUAGUUUCCACUCUGAAGAGGACACACAAGAUACCUUGCAGGGGAAAGGUAUGACUUUAAACGCCAGAAUUCUACUAGUAAGGCUGGAUGCUCAUGCUAGAAGCAUGGAUAUAAACAGACUCAAGGGAAUGUAUGGCUCAACAGUGGGCAUUUUUUUUGUACUAUACAGACGACUGCAUUUUCUUUGCUCUGCAUGAGGAGUGGAAUUAGCCCGUGUGUAAAUGGUUGUUCCCACUGUCAAAUAGAUGCCCUGUCCCUGGCCAGCCCCUUUUGGAUGAAGAGAUCACUUCCCCAUAUCACUACCUAUAGGCAGUUCAGUGCUGUGGGAUGAGUUCCCUUCUGGGUCCCACUGAUCACCAGCAAUAUAUCUUUGGGAUUCUCAUCACUUUCCUGGGCCUUAGCUUCCCCGUCAGUAAAACAGGGUUCAUCUGAAGGCCCUGAUUCACAUAGGCACCUGUGGCAGAGUUUCCUGAUGCAGGCAUAGGGAGCGUUGAUGAGAGCGUUGGAAGAACCUUGGCAUCCUAGAGCACUCAUUCCUUAAAAGGCCAGCAUCCUUUAACUUCCCAGGUAGAACUGUCUCCAUGCAAAGCAAGAGCAAAACCAGGGUAGAAAAGCCAAAAACUUUAAUUUCCAACAUGAGCGAUAUAGUCAUGAAUACAAUGCCAUGUGACCCGCUCCAACUCAGACGCCCCCAAAUCCCUCCCUCCCUGGAGGACCAGGCUGUUCCUGCCCCCCAAGAGGAAACAGGGAAAGGUGGGUAGAUGAACGGAGGCUCCCAGCCCCAGGACUCUGGGGUCCCACCUUCCUGCCACCUUGCAGGACGGCAAAAAGGACUCAGAAGUAACACCUACGUCUACUUCCAGCCUCCGGCCCAGCCCAUACAGGAUCUCUUGAUGAAACGAAAAACCCCUGGGGCUUGCUAGGUAAGCCUAUAGAAACUCUCUAUCCACCAAGGUCCUGUUCUGCAGACACAGGCCCCCUUGGAAGGCCAAGAGAACCAUUGCAGGGGACGGGAAAGGGGUCUAAGGCUCUGGGCCUAGUGUAGUGCUGCUGCUCAAUAAAUAAAUGCAGGUGACCUUG